Molecule: messenger RNA, 1651 nt
Organism: Jatropha curcas
Lineage: Eukaryota; Viridiplantae; Streptophyta; Magnoliopsida; Malpighiales; Euphorbiaceae
Source: RefSeq, a predicted model, not a curated record
UUUGCACCUUUGAAAUUGAAUGAUAUAGAAGGAGACAGAUAAAUUCAUGGACACUGUCCUAAUGAGUAUUUUUUGGCCUUCUAUAUGUAAGUCUAAGUUCAAAGGCAUAGAGAUUUGCAAAGGUCUCCAAUAGAAAAAUAAUAAGUAGGGCCAGCUCAAAACUUUCAAAGCAGCAACCUUUAUUUAAUAGAAUUGAAAGAGACUUAGUCCUCCUCUAUCUGCUCAAAACCCUUUUACGCUUUUUCUUUAAGUUGCUUAUCUUGAAUUUCUAUGGAGGCCAAUGCUCAAGAUGGGUCAUUGGCUGUGCCUCUCAUUGUUGGUGAGGAGCACCAUAGCCUAAGCUACAAACUGAGAGAUACAGAGUCAAGUUACAAUCAUUCUAGUAAAGGAGAUACGUCUUUUUUCAAGACCAUUGUCAAUGGACUCAAUGCUCUAUCAGGAGUUGGAAUACUUUCAACCCCAUUUGCAGUAUCAUCAGGAGGGUGGUUGAGUUUGAGCCUACUAUUUGUCAUCGCCAUUGCAGCUUUUUACUCAGGCUUGUUGAUUAAAAGAUGUAUGGAAGCAGAUUCUGAUAUCAGAACCUAUCCCGAUAUAGGAGAGCGUGCUUUUGGCAACAAAGGAAGAAUUUUGGUAUCCGUUUUUAUGUACAUAGAGCUUUAUUUGGUUGCCACAGGUUUCUUGAUUCUUGAAGGGGAUAACUUACAGAACUUAUUUCCAAAUAUGGAAGUUGAAGUUGCAGGAUACCAUCUUGGCGGUAGACAAACUUUUGUCAUUAUUGUUGCUCUUAUUAUCUUGCCAACUGUUUGGUUAGAUAAUUUAAGCAUACUUUCUUAUAUAUCUGCAAGUGGGGUUUUAGCUUCUGCUAUUAUUCUUGUUUCGAUUUUCUGGGCUGGAGCAUUUGAUGGAAUUGGAUUUCAGCAAAAGGGAACAAUGCUAAAUUGGGAUGGAAUCCCCACUGCUGUUAGUUUAUACGCCUUUUGUUACUGUGCACACCCAGUUUUCCCAACCCUCUAUACUUCUAUGAAAAAGAAGCAUCAAUUCUCUAAUGUUCUGCUUAUUUGCUUCGUCGUAUGCACUUUCAGCUAUGCAUCAAUGGCAAUAAUCGGUUACUUGAUGUUCGGAUCAGAGGUUCAGUCGCAGAUAACCUUAAACCUUCCAAUCGGAAAGUUAAGCUCAAGAGUGGCGAUAUACACUACUUUGGUCAAUCCUAUAUCCAAAUAUGCAUUGAUGGUUACACCAAUAGUGACUGCUACUAAGAAUUGGUUUGCAUCGUACUGCAAAAAUAAGCCAUUUAACAUAUUUAUCAGUACAGUUUUUUUGAUCAGCACUGUAAUUGUAGCACUUGCUGUCCCUUUCUUUGGCUAUCUCAUGUCGCUAGUUGGAGCAUUCUUAAGUGUCACUGCUUCAGUUAUACUUCCAUGUUUAUGUUACUUGAAGAUUUCAGGUGUUUAUAGGAGACUUGGAUGUGAAUUGGUGUUGAUAGUGGGAAUUGUAAUUUUGGGGUUUACGGUUGCAAUAUUUGGCACUUACACUGCCCUUUUGCAGAUUGCAGGGCAUCUGUAGUAACCUUUUGCUUGUUGUAGGCAGUUGCUCUAAGUAACUAUAUAAUUAUUGAUAAUAUUAUAUAGAUCAGAAAUUUCUUAAAGGAAAA